This is a messenger RNA of Thunnus maccoyii (southern bluefin tuna), 5684 nucleotides long. It is a transcript of the gene asic1c, whose product is annotated as acid-sensing (proton-gated) ion channel 1c. The transcript has 11 exons. Gene Ontology annotation, cellular component: membrane. Bases 984 to 2555 code for a protein of 523 amino acids. NCBI's taxonomy places the organism in Eukaryota, Metazoa, Chordata, Actinopteri, Scombriformes, Scombridae. The record is from RefSeq and is a predicted model, not a curated record. Gene Ontology annotation, biological process: sodium ion transmembrane transport.
UGGGAGAGAGAGAGAGAGAGAGGAAGCAAAAAAGAGAGUGAAAGGCUCCACACGGCAGAAUAUAAAUCUGUAUGUUAACAGGACCAAAGCUGGAGGUCUCGAAGCGGCUUUAGUGGUUAUGCUGGUGGGGGGUAACCAUAAAGCAUCAAGAGGUGGUCUUCUCUAUUAACUAAGGAUCUGUGCAAAUAAGGAAGUGGAACCCGUGGAAGCUGUGAACGCCGGUUGCCAAGCACAGUGGUGGGCUGGUCGGAGGUCUUUGACCCCCCUCAUUUUCAUUUCUGGAAGAAAAGAGAAGAGCAAAAGAGACACGAGAGAAAAAGGAAGGUGGCAGCGAGGGACCAGUGAGCCAUUUCUCUCUUUAUUACCUCCAUUCACAAAACCAUUGCAUCCCAUUAUCACAGCGAUGUAGAGGCAUUCUCUCCGAUUGGAGGAGGAAGGGUCCCAUUGACUGCUGAGGCUUAGCACCUCUCUCCAAACGCUAGCCCUUUUCAUCGCAGUCCCCCCCCCCCCCUUAUCUCUUUGCCUCUGUCCUUACGUCUGCGAUUUUCUCUGUUCUUCUCUCGUUUCUUGUCUCUUGUAUUCUUGUCCCUUUUCACACAACUCAGGAAUCAGGAGGCAUUGCAUUUUGGUAGAAGUGGGUGUUUCUGGAGCUGUCAUUGUGUUUGGUGCCGCUACAAAGGACAGCUGAGCAGGGAGUGAGAGAGACAGCUUUGGAGAUAAUAAAAUAGCAGGCUGAAAGAAAAGGGGGGACCUGGGACUACAGGAACAGCUGACAACCACUGGAAGGUGAAUUGUGAUGAAAGGAAAACUGUUACAGAGACUGACAACCAUUUUAAGGUAGCUAUUUACUGAACCAUUCUUGAGGGAAUAAAGAAGCAGUGUGCCAAACCAACACCACGGUUGGAUUCUGCUAUUGCUGUUGCUAAGCAAAGUCUCUGACCUAAAGUUCUUGGGGAAACAGUGUUGAGCAUCACUCUACAGCCAUGAAAGGAAGCUCAGAGGAAAGCAUUGAAAGCAUCAGGCCCUCGAACCUGCAAGCUUUUGCUAACAUAUCCACCCUACAUGGCAUGAGUCACAUAUUCGCCUAUGGGCACAUGACAUUCCGUCGGUUCCUUUGGACUCUUUCUUUCCUUGGUUCACUAGGCUUAUUGAUGCUGGUCUGCAUGGAUCGAGUGUCAUACUACCUGGAGUACCCUCACGUCACCAAGCUGGACGAGGUAGCGGCGACUAACCUCACCUUCCCAGCUGUCACCUUCUGUAACCUCAAUGAGUUCCGCUUUUCCAAAAUCACCAGAAAUGACCUCUAUCAUGUGGGGGAGCUCCUGGCCCUCCUCAAUAAUAACUAUCAAAUAGCCAACCCACACUUGGCUGAGCCUGAGGUUCUGGCUGCUCUUAAGGAUAAGGCAAACUUCCAGAACUUCAAGCCCAAACUGUUCAACAUGACUGAUUUCUAUAACCGCACAGGUCAUGACAUCAACGACAUGCUACUGCAAUGCACCUUUCGAGGAGAGGAUUGCUACCCAGUGAACUUCACCACAAUCUACACGCGCUAUGGGAAAUGCUACACUUUCAACUCGGGAUUAGACGGCAACCCACUGUUGACCACGUUGAAAGGUGGCACAGGGAACGGCUUGGAGAUCAUGUUGGAUAUUCAGCAAGAUGAAUAUCUGCCUGUUUGGGGAGAGACAGAUGAAACCUCCUACGAAGCAGGCAUCAAGGUUCAGAUCCACAGCCAGGACGAGCCGCCCUUCAUUGACCAACUGGGAUUUGGUGUGGCUCCUGGGUUUCAAACUUUUGUGUCAUGUCAGCAGCAACUGCUUCAGUACCUCCCUCCGCCUUGGGGAGAUUGCAAGUCUACUCCCAUAGACUCUGAAUACUUCUCCACAUACAGUAUCACCGCCUGCCGCAUUGACUGUGAAACUCGGUACCUGCUGGAGAAUUGCAACUGCAGGAUGGUUCACAUGCCGGGAACCUCAACAGUUUGCACACCAGAGCAGUACAAAGACUGUGCUGACCCAGCUUUAGACUUUUUGGUAGAGAAAGACAACGAUUACUGUGUCUGUCAGACCCCCUGCAACAUGACUCGCUAUGGCAAGGAGCUGUCCAUGGUUAAGAUCCCCAGUAAGGCAUCUGCUAAAUAUCUGGCUAAGAAAUUCAACAAAACUGAGCAAUAUAUUGGCGAAAAUAUAUUGGUCUUGGAUAUCUUCUUUGAAGCACUGAAUUAUGAGAAGAUUGAGCAGAAGAAGGCCUAUGAAAUUGCAGGGCUUCUCGGUGACAUUGGAGGUCAGAUGGGGCUGUUUAUUGGAGCCAGUGUUUUAACAAUACUGGAAAUAUUUGACUACCUAUAUGAGGUGUUUAAGGAUAAGGUUUUGGGUUACUUCAUACGCAAGAAACGACCACAGCGUUGUCAGAGCGACAAUCUGGAGUUUCCAGAGAACCCAACCAGCCCUGGUGUCACGCCUAAUCAUGCCCCCAGAGCACCUGUGACACCCUCCGGAGUCACUCGGACAGUCUCGGAUUCACGCCGAACAUGUUACCUCGUCACCCGACUCUAGGCAACUUUGAGGAGUUUGCUUGUUGACAACAUAAAGUAGGGGUGGGGGCGGCACAUCUGGGGACUUGACAGCAAACUGUGAAAUAAUUUAUGUACUUAACAGAAAAAGGUUUGAGUGUAUACUCAAAAAAAGAAUAGUAGAGUUUAUCAAUGCCUGAAUAGAAAUAGAAUACUAUCAUCAGAAAAAAAAAGACCACUUCCAGAACAGAACUCAGGUUUAACUGCCAUGUCAAGGCAUCAGUGUUAAUUAAUUCAUGUUUCAUUUUGUGGAUUUUGUUCUUUUUAUCCAGUCACUUUAGAGUAUACAAUCAGUAAAGAUAAAUGUGUCCCAAAAAAAGGGAUUCUGAACUGUGUUACAAUGAGUUAUGUAGUACUGUUGUGCUAGUUUUGCUGUACAUCAAUCAAAACAAAAAACAAAACAAAAAAAAGACAUGUGGAUUGGUAUGUGUAGCAUUGCAGUUUCUUAUCAGUGUACCAUCUCCAGCAUCUUAACAAUGCUGUUUAGAGUGACCUUAUACCUGUCACCAGUUAGAACAGGAGAGCCUUUCUGAAGUUUGCUCGACUUUGAUGAGCUGAUUGUUGGUCAAAAGAGCUGCUUCUCCGUUGCCUUUUGCUACUAUGAUGCUUUGAAUUGUCUCACUACUUAGACGACUGUGCUUAUUCAAUUUGAAAAUCGAAGAGGAACUUGAUUAUUUGUAUAUAUUUAUGCAAGUAUUUUGUUUUGAUCCCGGGACAACAGAAACUACUGAAUUGGAUGUUUUUGUUAACUUUAGGCACUUUUUACACACAGUAAGGGUAAAAAAGGUGGUUGAUUGUACCUUUAUACCUUUAUAUAGCUGACAUUUCAAUUUUCAUUAAUGUUUCCCAUUUUUUUGGGAUAGUGUUGCUAUGCUGUCACACACAAAAGAAUGCUAGCAUUCAGCUCGCUGAAAAAGUUGGACCUUAAUUCUGUUAAUUAAUCUGAAACAAUCAGGCUUUCCUUUGCCUUUCUUAAUAAUUCUCAGCUAUGUUUCUUCAUUACAGUGUCUUAAAAGUGUUCAUCAGCACAAUCCCCUGUGAUAGUAAUCUAUUCUCUAUUGAACAUAAAGUAUAGUUUAAAAGGCUUGUUGGUGACAUUCCUAAACCUAACAGAAAUUUGUAAAUACCCACAAUCAAAUGCCAUGAAGAAAUUCUAUACUGAUCAUGUGAGACAUUUGUCAAAUAUAAAUAUAGAUAUAUAUAAGUUUUAAAAAAAAGUGUUUCUUCAUUUAUUCUUGCAACAGAAGGAAUUUGGACUUUCUAUCUCGGUGGACCAUAAGUGUCUUUGCGUUACUGGUGAUUAUAACAUGACUGACAAUUGAAUAGUCUUUUAUUAGAUACAGGAAAUUGCCUCAAAACAUCAAACACCAUGCACCUCAGCCCCAUUCUAUUCAGUUGAUUUAUAACGGAAAUGCAUUGUACAAUUUUACCAUUGUAUCCUAUUAUCAUUAUUAUUCCAGAACAUGUAAUAAGUCACAAAUAACAGUUUGUGAUGUAUAAAUGAUCAAGUAUAAUAAACUAUAUAUGUACCCAUCUUACUCACGUACAAAACUUUUCUUCUUAUCUUCGUGUCAGUCUACUUCCUCUCUUCUUAAUGUUCACUAUGUGUUAAUUAAAUCCUUGACACUACAGUUAUGGAUUUGUAGGUACACUUACAUAUCCUCACUAUUAAUACUUUGCUGAAAAUUGAGACAAGAGUCUGCGUUUUUUUUUAAAUGUGAAACUUUCAAGUAUAAUGCCAAUCAAGUAAGUGGUGUUCAUAACACUGUAGCUUUAUUACUCUGUUGUCUGUGUAUUAGAUGACUGUUGAUGUGAAGCACAAACCCUUGGAGAUCAGCCAUCACUUGAAAGCCAAUGACUGGGACGUCUAUGGUUGUGACUACCUUUAAUGGCUCUAGUUUUAACUACACACACUGUUACACAGGGUGUGUGCUCAUUGCUCCAGCAUUAUCAGGAAUAAUUGUGUACUCCAAGAGGAGCAAGAGACCACCUCGAGAAGAGACUUUAUCCAAAUGGAAAUAUACCUUUCAGGACAAAAAAAAGGUGAAUCAGUGGCGUUGUGUUGUGAGCAAUAAAUGCACUGAAUCAGAUACCACUGUUAUCAAAUUGACAUAAAAAUAUAUAUAUUUGAUUUGGGAUUCCCAUUUUCAAUUCAUGGCGUAUUUAACAGCUGGAAUGGAUGUACGGUAGACUGAACAGCUGCCAAUUGCAACAUAGACGUAUAAUAUGACAAUUGUAUAUUAAUCAUCAUCAGCCAAAUGCAUUAAGAGACACAAAUGCCAACUCAUGUUACACAAUGAUGCUAUUCUGAUGAUGCUACAUUGCCAUGAUGAUUUUGAGUGUGUGUGUGUGUGUGUCAUGUUGUCGGGUUAAGCAUAAAAAUGAUCCAGCAAUUACCGCAAACUGUGGAUGUAGGAUUUGUGAAACUGUCCUUGCCUUACUACCAGUCAAAGAACAGCAGAGUGUAUCUGAACAGGCAGAAACUAUAACUGAACUGUUUGUGCUCAUUAAGUAGUCCUCAAUUGAUAUUUAACACAUAGCUAUGGCCAACUAGGUAACAGUACUCUAUAUAUUUCUGUCACCCAACACCUAGAUUUGAACCAUUUGAUUCUUACAGCUAACAAUUUAUGGCACACCGCCCAUUUUCUUCCUUGCAUGACCAUUAUGUAUCCCUAUUAUCUCUGGUCUCUUAAUGUAAUAUUACCCAUGCUAUUCACUUUGUAUUGUCCAAAUGUACUUGGGAGCCAGAUGAAUCAAAAUGCUGUCCUCCGCAUCCUGUGGUACAGUGACUUGGAUCAUUAUAACACAAAAAUCCUCCUCCAACCAGACUUGGGAUUGUGCAAUAGUCAUAAAUGGAAAGAUAAUAUGCAAGUGUAGGAAAACUGCAAUAUCUUUCCAACAAUUUUAAUGUAUUAAAUGAGUAUAUGUGGCUUGAAGUAAAACAAAAAAAUGUGCCUUUAAGACUGGUUCUUACUGGUGACAUCAAGAUUUUCAUGCACACACACAUCUGGGGAACUGCACUUGCUUCAUCUGGCUCUACAUGGUCUGUGUGCAUUUUAUUGUAGAUAUGUGAUUUUAACUCUGAACUGUACAUUAAAUAGUUAAUACUUAA